Messenger RNA from Astyanax mexicanus (Mexican tetra), 2100 nucleotides. It is a transcript of the gene aldh9a1a.1, whose product is annotated as aldehyde dehydrogenase 9 family, member A1a, tandem duplicate 1. Gene Ontology annotation, molecular function: aminobutyraldehyde dehydrogenase (NAD+) activity; 4-trimethylammoniobutyraldehyde dehydrogenase (NAD+) activity. The transcript has 12 exons. The record is from RefSeq and is a predicted model, not a curated record. Bases 124 to 1656 code for a protein of 510 amino acids. NCBI's taxonomy places the organism in Eukaryota, Metazoa, Chordata, Actinopteri, Characiformes, Acestrorhamphidae.
UCCACUUAAACAGACGGUCCACUUAAAGAGAGGUCUGCUCCGCUCUCUGCUCGAAGUGGUGGUAGAAGCUCCAGGGCUCCAGAAGGAUCACCAGCAACCUGCAAAGUCCUCAACUUAGAGUUCAUGAUGGCUCAGCAACCUCUCCUCUCACUGCCUGAGUUUCGCAAUGUCACUACUGGAACUCUUGUAGUGAAAGAGCCACUGAAUUUUUGGGGUGGAGCAAGAGUCCAGUCCAAAGAUACAAAGAAUGCUGAGCCAGUCUACGAACCUGCAACUGGUCGUGUGCUGUGUGACAUGAUUCCCUGUGGGGAGGAAGAAGUAGACCAGGCAAUAAAGAGUGCCCACUCUGCCUACCUGAAAUGGAGUAAAUUGUCUGGUAUGGAGAGAGCUCGGAUCAUGCUGGAGGCUGCUCGUAUUAUCAGGGAACGAAAAAAUGAAAUAGCCAGGCUGGAAGUCAUCAACAAUGGCAAGAGCAUCACGGAAGCUGAAGUGGAUAUUGACAUAUCCUGGCAGACUAUUGAGUACUAUGCUGGCAUUGCUCCUACUCUGGCAGGGCAGCACAUCCAACUCCCCGGCGGCUCGUUUGCUUACACCCGCAGAGAGCCACUUGGAGUGUGUGUAGGAAUUGGAGCCUGGAACUACCCUUUCCAGAUUGCUGCAUGGAAGUCAGCCCCAGCUCUGGCUUGUGGUAAUGCCAUGGUGUUUAAGCCUUCUCCCAUGGCUCCAGUGACUGCAGUCGUUUUGGCAGAGAUCUACAAAGAGGCCGGGGUGCCAGAUGGGUUGUUUAAUGUGGUGCAGGGAGCAGCCGCCACUGGUACUCUGUUGUGUCACCACCCAAUGGUGGCUAAAGUGUCCUUCACUGGCAGUGUGCCUACUGGCAAGAAGGUGAUGGAGAUGUCAGCCAAGGGUGUGAAGCAGGUGACUCUGGAGCUGGGAGGAAAGUCACCUCUCAUCAUCUUUAAAGACUGUGAUCUGGAGAAUGCAAUCAGGGGAGCACUCAUGGCUAACUUCCUAACACAGGGGCAGGUUUGCUGCAAUGGGACACGAGUGUUUGUGCAGAGGGACAUUAUGAAGCCAUUCCUGGAGGAGGUGGUGAAGAGGACCAAGGCCAUUGCAGUUGGUGAUCCUUUGCUGGAGGGAACACGGAUGGGUGCCUUGAUCAGCAAACCACAGAUGGAUAAAGUGCUGGGCUUUAUUAGCCAAGCUCAGGAGCAGGGAGCCAAGGUGCUGUGUGGUGGAGUACCAUUUGUUCCUAGUGACCCCAAGCUUAAAGGAGGCUACUUCCUGUCCCCCUGUGUGCUGGAUAACUGCAGGGAUGAUAUGACCUGUGUGAAGGAGGAGAUCUUUGGACCUGUGAUGUCCGUUUUGCCAUUUGACACAGAGGAGGAGGUCUUGGAGAGGGCCAACAACACAACCUUUGGUCUGGCUUCUGGAGUCUUCACCAGGGAUAUUGCUCGGGCCCACAGAGUGGCUGAAAAUCUUCAGGCAGGAACCUGCUUCAUCAAUAACUACAACAUCAGUCCAGUGGAGGUCCCAUUUGGAGGCUACAAGCAUUCAGGUUUUGGAAGAGAGAACGGCACGGUGACCAUCGAGUACUACUCUCAGCUGAAGACUGUGGUGGUGGAAAUGGGGGAUGUUGACAACUAUUUUCAAUAACUCCACAAAGCCAUAACCCUCAAUAUGAUAAUGUGAAAAUCCUUUAAAUCUUCAAUAAAUACUAUAUUUUAGGUUUAUUCCACCUCAGCCAGAACCAGCAGUGUUUAAAGGAUACUAAAACAGUAUUGAUCCAUAGCCAGCCAAGAUACUCCUCCAGCAAGUGCCUAUAAUAUACUAACCCUGUAAACUGCAGCCGUUCUCUGCAGUCAGACUGAAUUCAGUGUUAUUCUGCAGUGUCUUACCUUCGCUAAUCUUAAAGCUAAUCCGUCAUGUUCUGUUAAAGCUUAAUUGUUAGAGAAUAAGCAUGUUAUGACACUAACGUUCCCCUGUACAAUAAUAUUCACUAACUUUCAGACCAGACACUCACUGUCAGAUUCUUGCACAUUUCUACUAAAACAGUUUCUCAUACAAAAAUAAAAAGUUUCUUCUGUUACAGAAUGAAAA